UAUGGUUGGUAGUAAUCGUUCUUUUGUGAAUCCGUCGUCAAAAUAGAGGACAUUUUAUUACAAAAUAAAAAUUUCCUGAUUAAAUACAGUACCAAAAAAUGGCAGAGUCAGACGUGGUGGAUUUGGAUCUAACAAUCGAUGAUCUAGUACCAAAAAGCCCUGAAAGACUUGCUGAAGAGAAAAAGGAAAGUGGCAAUCACUUGUACAAAUUCAAAAAUUAUAAAGGUGCAUUGGCUAUGUAUGAUGAGGCUAUCAAACUAUGUCCUGAGAAUGCUGCAUACUAUGGAAACAGGUCUGCUUGCUACAUGAUGUUGGGCAUGUACAAGAAAGCUUUAGAAGAUGCUCAAAAAUCUGUGGCAUUGGAUCCCACAUUUACUAAGGGAUACAUCCGAAUGGCGAAAUGCUGCAUUGCUUUAGGCGACCUGUCGGGCGGGGAGCAGGCAGCGCGGCGCGCGGCCGAACUGGGCGGCGCAGAGUGCGCAGCGAGCGAGCGCCGCGCGCUUGAAUCCCUACGGCGACUACACGAAGACGCGCAGCGAGCCAUGGACGCCGGCGACUACCGCCGCGUCGUCUUCUGCAUGGACCGCUGCCUCGACUACAGCCCCUCUUGUACCAAGGCGAAACUGACAAAGGCGGAAUGUCUCGCGAUGCUCGGUCGUUGCCAGGAGGCUCAAGAAAUAGCCAACGACUCGUUGAGGUUCGACAGCUUCGAUGCGGAAGCUAUCUACGUGCGCGGCCUGUGCCUUUAUUUCGAGGAUAAAGAUGAACAGGCUUUCAAACACUUCCAACAAGUGCUACGUCUCGCCCCAGACCACAAAAAAGCGAUGGAGACAUACAAAAGAGCGAAACUACUCAAACAGAAGAAGGAAGAAGGGAAUGAGGCAUUCAAAAUGGGCCGGUGGCAGCAAGCUCUGAACCUCUACAACGAGGCUCUGACCAUCGACAAAGGCAACAAGGCUGUCAACGCUAAACUCUACUUCAAUAAGGCUACCGUCUGCUCCAAGCUCAAUCAGAUCAAAGAAGCCGCAGAAGCAUGCUCUGCCGCCUUAGAACUCGACGAGAACUACGUCAAGGCCCUCCUCAGACGCGCCAGGUGUUACGCCGAACUCGGAGAGCACGAAGAGGCCGUCAAAGACUACGAAAGACUAUACAAGAUCGACAAAAGCAAAGAAAACAAGCAAUUACUGCACGAAGCCAAAAUAGCCCUUAAGAAAUCCAAACGCAAAGACUACUAUAAGAUUCUGGGAAUCGAAAAAACUGCGUCUGAAGAUGAUAUUAAGAAAGCUUACAGGAAGCGCGCGCUGGUGCACCACCCGGACCGGCACGCGGGCGCGCCGGACAGCGAGCGGCGCGAGCAGGAGCGCCGCUUCAAGGAAGUCGGGGAGGCCUACGGCGUGCUCAGCGACCCUAAGAAGCGGGCGCGGUAUGACCACGGCCAGGACCUCGACGACGACGGCUCUGGCAUGGCUGACAUCGACCCGAACGUGGUGUUCCAGACCUUCUUCAAUCGCGGCGGCCAGCACUUCGAUUUCCAUUCCGGCGGCGGAUUCCCCGGGACAGCGUUCAGCUUCCAGUUCGGUUAAUGACCCCACUAACAUGUUCUACACUCGGUUUAUCGAAAAUUAUAAAACAUACUUAUACAAAAAUUAGAACGUAGUGUUGUCUAAAGAAACAAAAAAUUCAUUCCAAAAAUAUUUUGAAUAGGUUUGUGACAGCUUAAACAACCGUAAAUCCCUUCGAUAUUGUUUUGUGACCACGUCCUUAAAAAUAUUUAAGAUGAAAUAUAUCUGAAAACGUAUUACAUAAUUGGAAAGUUUAUUAUAUUAUAAUGCUGUUAAAAACAAUGACGUCGACCACACAGUGACUACGAAGUCGCGCUAACGUUUCUGACGCGUCGUAUAAAUAUUGCCGAGCCGCUAUUCAGGUAAUGUUUUCAUAUAAAACAUAUUUUUGUGAUUAAUGUUGACUGAUUUGGUUAAGUAACUUUUUUUUUCACAUUAUUCCUCUACACUUCUCUUACGGAGUUUUUAAUGUAUUGUUUAGAUUAUUUGUGUAUAUUAUAAAUAAUUAUAUUGUUACUGAUAUGCAACUCCUUAUACAUGCUUGUAUUUUAUAUUAGGGACACAAAUAAGUUGCAAAGCUAAGAUAAUUGAAACUGCCUGAACAUCAACAAAUAUUGUAAGUAAGCACCGUAAUAUUUGUACAAAGUAUUACUAACAGCUAGAAAUUAUAGCAUAAUAUUUGAGGGCUGGAGAAUAUUGUGAGGCAUACCUCAUAUUAAUAAUUGAGUCAGUUGAGAACAAUAGAACAAUCUGUGUUAUGUACACUGAUUAAUACGAAUAUAUUUAUACCUUAACAUAUAUUAUGAUUGUAUACCUGCCAGAUAUUAACACAUUUUGUUUACGGGGCCAUUAAGCGUACUUUAUUCUAAUUAAGCGUUGUUGUAUGUGUAAGCCAGAGAGAAGACAGGCAACACACAUUUAAGGGUGGUAUUAAUAAACUAAUCUCAGCUUCGACACUGCCCUUAAGAUCAGUCAAAGUGACAGUUCUUAUAUAAAAACAGCGACUUAGGGUGAUCUCGAAGCUGAGAUUAGUUUAUUAAUAUCAUCUUAGGACUCGCUAAAACUGCCGCUACGGGGAACGUGAAGAACUCAACGAUUCUUUCUAUAAGAAACAGUGGAAAUAGGAUUAUUUCGUCUUGUCGGCUAUCCACCUCUUUAUUGUUUCCACUGAGAACAGUGUACACGUGCAGGGAGGGGUAUACGUGAGGUAUCUUCAUAACUUUGCAACACUGCAAUGGCUUUCAUACAAGUCACCAAAGAACAGUGUAUGUAAUACACAAGUUCUACUAAAUAAUACUCCUGGUGGCCGCGUCGGGGAGCCAUUAACUUUACAAUAAGAACUGAAACUAAAGAAUCCAACAAUUGCCAACUAAAUAACAAUAGUGUAAUUAAUCAUCAUGUUGCUGUUUGGUUAAACUUAAUUUAGAAUAAAACUUCCACAAUA
Molecule: messenger RNA, 3006 nt
Organism: Pectinophora gossypiella (pink bollworm)
Lineage: Eukaryota; Metazoa; Arthropoda; Insecta; Lepidoptera; Gelechiidae
Gene: Tpr2
Product: dnaJ homolog subfamily C member 7
Exons: 8
Coding region: 99-1583 (494 amino acids)
Molecular function (GO): protein binding
Source: RefSeq, a predicted model, not a curated record